AUGAGUUAUGAGCUCCAUUUUUACUUCCUCCCCAUGAUGGCCCCCGGCCACAUGAUCCCUCUAGUCGACAUGGCUCGCCAGUUCGCCCGGCAUGACCUCCGUGUAAAGUCGACCAUCCUCCUCACCCACCUCAAUGCGCCCAACUUCCGAGCCACGGUCGAGCGCGAGCGCCGGAAAGGACUCAACAUGGACAUUAUUGAAAUCCCAUUUCCGGGCCCACAAGCUGGCCUCCCGGACGGCUGCGAGAGCCUCUCCUCCAUCACAUCUCCACACAUGUCCGCCAAGUUCAUCAAAGCACUCGGGCUCCUCAGGCACCCGGUCGAGCUCGUCCUGCGACAGGACCCGCCUGACUGCCUUGUGUCUGACUUUUUCUUCUCAUGGGCCGACGAGGUAGCGGCCGAUCUUCGGAUCCCUCGGCUGGUUUUUCAUGGAGCCGGAUUCUUCCCGCUCUGCGUGUAUCACAGCCUGAUCCGGCACAGGCCAGAGUCGGAUGAAUUCGUGGUCCCCGGACUCCCAGACAUCGUGUGGAUGACCAAACAGCAGCUGCCAGACUACCUGCGCGGGCAAAAUCCUGCCAGCAAACAGGUGAAAGACUCGACCGAGAAGGAGGCUGCGAGCUUUGGGGUGGUCGUGAAUAGCUUCCGGGAACUGGAGUCAGCUUAUGUUGAGCACUACAAGUGCACGGUGAACAAGCGGGCAUGGCACGUGGGCCCAGUCUCCCUCUGCAACAGAGAUGACACGGAUAAAGCGCUAAGAGGCGGUGGUAAAAGCGCAAGGGACUGUUUGGAUUGGCUCGACGCAAGAGAGCCGAACUCGGUUGUUUACGUCUGCUUUGGAACCAUCUCGUUUUUCUCGGAAGCACAGAUUCGGGAGAUGGCGGUCGGGUUAGAGUCGUGCGGUAGGUGCUUCAUAUGGGUCGUGAAAGACGGAGAGGGGAAGGGGUGGGUACCGGAGGAAAAGGGGCUAGUGAUCAGGGGGUGGGCCCCGCAGGUCCUGAUCCUCGAGCACGAGGCCGUGGGAGGGUUCCUCACGCACUGCGGGUGGAACUCGGUAAUGGAGAGCGUGUGUGCUGGCAAGCCGAUGAUCACGUGGCCCAUCUCCUCAGAGCAGUUUGAUAACGAGAAGCUUGUGACAGAGGUUUUGAGGAUUGGGGCCCCGGUGGGUAGCAUGGAGUGGAGUCAGAGGACAGAUGUCGAGCGGGGUCUGAUUAAAGGGGAGAAUAUAGCUGGGGCUGUGAAUAGAGUGAUGGUUGGAGAAGAAGGUGCGGAGAUGAGGAGGAGGGCAAAGGUGUUAAGUGAGGAGGCAAGGAAGGCUGUAGAGAAAGGGGGUUCGAGUUAUAACGAUUUGGAGUCGCUGCUGAAAGAAUUGAGGUUGCACAAAAAAAGAUAG
This is a messenger RNA of Striga hermonthica, 1389 nucleotides long. NCBI's taxonomy places the organism in Eukaryota, Viridiplantae, Streptophyta, Magnoliopsida, Lamiales, Orobanchaceae. The record is from the annotation of a GenBank genome assembly.